AUGUCGACUGCUGUAGCCUCGCCCGCUAUCGCCCCAUUGCCACUUGACCGACAUCCAAGCCCAAGAAGUUACCCUCCUUUGGCUCCUUCGGCUAGUGCGCCGCCGAAAGAGAAGGCCACCGAUGCAGCAUCGACUUCGGAGACAAGUGCUCCCAGCAAUCCCAAUGACAGAACCCCGACGGAUGGCAAAAGAUCUCCGAGAUCUGCCAGAAGUUCCGGCCAUCCUAAAAUCAUUGUCAAGAAAGAGCCUCCCGCGUCUCCCUCGCUUCAAGCCAGCACCCGCCACAGACCUAAGAAGCUGGAUUUGAACACAAACACGGCCGCCAUCUCCGCCGGUAUUAAUUCUCGGCCCUCGGCAACACCAUUGACUGCGAGGGACGGACUGAGGAUGCAUGAUGUCGGUUUGGCCUGUUUGUCCCCGGGCUUUCAAACCGAAGACCCUGCUAUGCGAGAGCAAUUGGAACGCAGUAUAUCUGUCCGAGACCAACAGCGAUCAAUCAUCCAAGCGAGACUACUCAAAUCCGCCCGAGGGGAUGGACCUGAUUCGGGAAAGGCGAUUGAAGCGGCCAGCUCAGCCAACAAGACCAUCUCAGCCAGUGCGAAGAAAAGACCUCCUCCAGGUUUAUCCAUUGUCCCUCCCCCGGCCGAGCGCUUUGCCAAUGAACGAGUCAUUCAAUCGGCACCGUUGAAUCAAACCUUUACUGGCAGGCAUGAAGCCCACCCGCCAUCCCGACAAGUCAGUAAUCAGCAGUCGAAUCUGUCUCAAACUUCUCAUAUCCAUCACAUGCCGGCCAUCCAGACCAACAAUCGAUUGCCCCCGAUCACUGACGUCUUCGGCGCCAAUGAACUGAACCCCGGUCCUGCCCGACCACCCUUCCUUCAGACCAACUCGGCUCCGUCGCAAAGUCAUGGGCCCCCUCUCCCCUCCCCAGGUUUCCCACCCCAGACUGCUCAUCCAAUGUCUCAACCGCCCCUGCCGCCUUUCGACCGACCUCGCGAGUACAGAUCUGCCGAAGAGGCCGUGCACGAGCUGAUUGGGGGUCGAGAGGACUUAUUGCCGAAGAUUGUCCACUAUGGCGGGCACCAGCCACCAACACCUCCUUCUCCCCACCCGGGUCAUAAGGAUAAUCUUACACCUCAUCACUACCAGCCCAACAACAACUAUACCACCAGUAAAAGGAGGAAUCGGAAUGAGUACGAAGAAGGAAGCAGUCCGCCCCUAGGUAGCGGGCGGGAACGUGUCCCCUACAAUGGGCCUUUUGGUGAAGGAAGAGAUAGCCCGGCCACGCAGACGGCGAAAAAGGAGGAAUUUUUGAGUUUGUGCUCGAGAGCGUGGGACUUGUUCCACUCUUGA
Molecule: messenger RNA, 1353 nt
Organism: Capronia coronata CBS 617.96
Lineage: Eukaryota; Fungi; Ascomycota; Eurotiomycetes; Chaetothyriales; Herpotrichiellaceae
Exons: 2
Coding region: 1-1353 (450 amino acids)
Source: RefSeq, a predicted model, not a curated record